Molecule: messenger RNA, 3153 nt
Organism: Cynoglossus semilaevis (tongue sole)
Lineage: Eukaryota; Metazoa; Chordata; Actinopteri; Pleuronectiformes; Cynoglossidae
Gene: mtap
Product: methylthioadenosine phosphorylase
Exons: 8
Coding region: 1262-2104 (280 amino acids)
Biological process (GO): nucleoside metabolic process
Cellular component (GO): cytosol
Molecular function (GO): S-methyl-5-thioadenosine phosphorylase activity
Source: RefSeq, a predicted model, not a curated record
AGGGGUGUCGGAAUAAAUGAUAUUUGCAUGGUGCAUUCUUAUCCGUAUUUUAGCACAGCUGUAGUUUGUUGUUUUUGAUCAAAAUCUGUGUAACAACAGUGGUGGUGUUAGCGUAAUAUGCAUAAAAAAUUCGAUAAUGAGAGGUACCAGAGCUGCGGUACCACGUGUUCCCUUCGGAAGCUUUUAGCUGCAGCUCAGUGGCAUCUGGUUGGACUGCAGUGAUGGUUACAAAGUCCGAUUCCGUUUUAAGAAGCGAGAACUACAAGUUAUAUAGUUUUAUUACAACAAACAGCGUUGUUUAUCAUGCAGUUUUAUGUGCAAUGAUUUCAUGGAAACGUCACAAAGUUAAACAAAAAACAAACAAACAAAAUAAAAACAUACGUGGACAGACAGAUUGUCCUCGGGGGAUUUACGUAUUGGUUUUCACCGAUGGAUUUUUCUGUAGACUUUGAAUAAAACAUUAACCUGCAGUGGUGGUGCACUGUCAUUCAGUAAUGUCAGAGGAUCUUCAGGAGCUGCUGAGUGACACUUAGCAUGUGAAUAAAUAUGUCCACGAAGUCACAAACACACACGGUGUUGGUUUCCAGGUGGCUCCCAACUUAACUCAGAAGUGGAAAAACUAGAUAGGCCAGAAAUCAAAGCAGUCAAAACGACUUCCUGUAGGAUGCAGUUUGAAGCUCUCAAAAAGAUUUGCACAAAAUGCAAGUGGAAAAUUAAAUGUCUUGGACUCGAAAUGAGGAAUGGUAAGAGUUGAAUGUGAACAGCUGAUUGUCAGCGACUUAUAUUAAGGCAUUAUAAUGGCUGUCUACGGUUGGUUUUAGGAGCAGGUUCUGAGUCCAACUGUUUUAUAUAUGCACAAACACCGAAAAAAUGCGCUAACUAAUUAAGCGCUAGCAAUUUUAGAACAAAUAUUAUGGAAUAACAAUACAUUUAACUUCAAGCCUUAUGUAAAUAUGUUAAUACAUAUUUAUUUAAACAUUUGUUUAUGAACUGUAGUACCAUUCUGACUCGGUGCUCGGAAAUCUCGACGUUCGUGAACGCAUCAUUAAUUGUUGUACACUACUAUGUCACAAACGGAACAUUAAACCUCUCUGGGCCCGGCGAGGUUCGUCGCCGUGGUCACUGUCAAUCUUAGGGGUCGUGUCCCCCACCCACCAUCACCCAACGUCUCUAUUACAUUCUGUGCGCAUAGCUGAGUUAUGUAAGAAGGUAAUUUUAAUAUUUAACCCAUGAGGGUUAAAUGUUUUGCUGAGAUUAGCCAAUGGUAGUCUUUUCUUAUAUUCAGAUCGGGAUUAUCGGUGGUUCAGGACUCGAUGAUCCAGACAUCCUGGAUGGAAGAAAGGAAGUGUAUGUUGAUACACCGUACGGAAAGCCGUCUGACGCUCUGAUACUGGGGAAGAUAAACGAUGUGGACUGUGUUCUGCUUUCAAGACACGGAAGGAACCACACCAUCAUGCCCACGGAUGUGAACUACCAGGCCAACAUCUGGGCGCUGAAAGAACAGGGCUGCAGCCACCUGUUGGUUACCACGGCCUGUGGUUCACUAAGAGAGGAAAUUAAACCAGGAGACAUCGUUAUUAUCGAUCAGUUCAUUGACCGGACGACCAAAAGAGCUCAGACACUGUACGAUGGACAGGAGACCAGUCCCGCAGGAGUCUGUCACAUCCCUAUGGCCGAGCCUUUCUGUAAGAGAACCAGAGAGGUCUUGGUGGAAGUAGCCCAGAGUUUAGGCAUCAAGUGCCACGUGCGCGGGACUGUCCUGACAAUUGAAGGGCCACGUUUCUCCACAAGGGCGGAGAGCCUAAUGUUUCGGCAGUGGGGCGCUGAGGUCAUCAACAUGACCACUGUUCCCGAGGUGGUCCUCGCCAAGGAGGCUGGCUUGUGCUAUGCCAGCAUUGCCAUGGCAACGGACUUUGACUGCUGGAAGGAUCAUGAGGAAUCGGUCUGCGUUGACAACGUGCUGAAGACGAUGAAGGAAAACUCCAACAAAGCCAGCAGUAUCCUGCUCUCAGCAAUACCUCUGAUCAGUGACAUGGACUGGACUCACACAAUACAGACUGUGAAGGCGAUGGCUAAGUCGUCAGUGAUGUUACCGAAACACUGAGGGAACAGAACGACCACACGUAGCAUCAGCACACACUCUCCCGAUGAACUCUACGCCGCCUCGGAAUUCAUCUGCAGUGAAUCACAACAAAAACCUCUUCUUUUUUCCAGGGAAAAUAUGCUUCGACCGCUCUCUGUUCUCUAACAAUCAGUCUACCUCACAAACUGGUUAGGAUCACAACACUAAACUAGUAACAACACACUUUCUAUUUUGUGGAUUUACAUUUUUGAUUUCUGUGAAUUUCUAAUCAAAUACUUGCAAACAACUGCAUAGUUUUAAUGAAACACCAUGGUUAGAAAUGACAACUUGUUUAUAUAAAAUAACUGUGGUAACACCUUCAAAUACCUACAUUUAUAAACUCUGAAUGCUGUUUAAUGAACAAUUUUAGCACCAGGCACAUUUCUGGGUUUUCUUGUUGGGAAAAUACUUUUUGUAUGUGGUGAGUUUCUUUCAUUUGACCAUUCUUAAAAAUAUAUAUAUUAUUAUCAUCAUGAUUGCUAAUUGUGAAUCCAUCAUUGUGAUUACACUAUGUUUUUGGACUUUUUUAUUUCUUUUGUUGCCAUGACGCUCGUUAAGGUAGUGGUGAAUAAUACAGACGACAGUUGAAGGUGGGCGAUGUUUAAUGUGGUACGAAAUAAUCUUCGGGAUUCUUAUUAGCAACAUUUCAAUGUUCAGAGUUUACUAUUUGGGGUAAUGAUCUCAACACUAAUUGUCGGAGAGCAAUUAAGCUAAUUUCUGCCCUCGGGCUUGUCUUUGACAGUGCUGCGUUCACAGACAUCUUGAAAGUACCGUUAUUACAAAAAACGCUUCGAUCACAAUGUGACGAAACAGCUAACUUUUAAUGCAAUAGAUGUCCUGGCAUAACACUAAUGACUUCAGGUGCUAUCUGUUUGAUAAUUUUUAUGAAAUCGUUUUACCAGACUUUUAAGAAAAGUAGAGUUUUGAAAUGUUUUCUAUUUUUCUCUUACGCUGUGGAAAUGCAUGUUGUGGGAACACGUGAUUUAAAAAAAUCCUCUAAACUGAACACUACAAUAAAACUGUUGCAUCAG